GGAUCUCAGGCUUUUGCAUGCCAUCUGCGCGCGCUGGCAACCAGGCCGGUGUCGGCCUCCCGGCGCCCUGAGAGCUCGGGCGUGCUCCAGCGUGGGGCGGGGGCGAGACCGCGCCCUCGAGCUCAGCCCCGCCUCUUCAUUGUCCUGCUCCCCUCUCCAACCCCCCCCCCCACGCAUUGGCCCGCCCCUAGUUUUGGCUCACUCUUUCUUGGGCAGACCGGAACCUGCCCUCUCCAGGGACUCCCGCCGUCUUCCUGGCUGAGUGGAUCCUGGCACCCUUGGAGGGGUGGCCCCCGAAGAGUUCCUACUGGACUCAGAAAAGCAGUCCUCUGGCUCUUCAGCUCAGCGCCGUGUACGACUCCCCUUCACCAAGAAGCCCAGCAGGCAGUGCCUGGCAAAGCCAUGCUCUACAACGUCAGCCACAGCAAAGGUGUGGUCCAUGCAGAUACCGCCCUGAAUGAGCAUGAUAGGGACAGGGAAAGCGUGUGGGCAGGAGUUGAAGGAGCCCUGGCUCCCAAUACCUCCUCACUAUUUCCCCCUGAGCCUCCAGGGGCCUCAAGCAACAUCAUUCCUGUCUACUGUGCUCUCCUAGCUACUGUGGUCCUUGGUUUGCUUGCCUAUGUGGCCUUCAAAUGUUGGCGCUCACAUAAGCAAAGACAACAGUUGGCCAAAGCUCGGACUGUAGAGCUUGGGGACCCUGACAGGGACCAGAGGCAUGGUGACAGUGUCUUCGUGGACUCUCCCCAUUGUCUGGAGCCCUGUAUCCCCAGCCAGGGACCACAUCCUGACCCCGGUUGCCGACUUUACCUGCAUAUUCCACAGCAGCUGCAGCAGGAGGUCGAGCGGCUCUUGAUGUUGGGUGAACCCGCCAAGGGCUGGCAGGGGCUGGCAGGCCAGCUGGGCUACCAAGCUGAGGCUGUGGAUACCAUAGCUCAUGGCCAGGCACCAGCCUAUACCCUGCUAAGGGACUGGGCUGUCCAAGAAGGAAGCAGAGCCACCCUCAGAGCGCUAGAGGAUGCCCUGGCUGCCAUAGGCAGAGAAGAUGUGGUCCAGGUUUUGAGCUCACCAGCUGAGGGCUGCUCUGUGGUGUGAGUGACAUCUCCCAGUGCUGCCCGCACUGGCACUCCUUACCAUUCUUACCGCCUCAGUCCAAGAAGGACUUCUGGCUUCAGCCGCUUCAUGUCCCUUCACCCUCCUCUCCCAGCCAGGAAGCAGAGUAUGAGGGGAUGGGUAAGAGGGGGCCAGCUCUGCCCAUAGACCCCUGUUCUGCCUGUUUAGCUCCAGCUAUUUUUUAAAAUCACAUAUUAAAGGCAACU
Messenger RNA from Phodopus roborovskii (desert hamster), 1316 nucleotides. RefSeq names its product death domain-containing membrane protein NRADD. The record is from RefSeq and is a predicted model, not a curated record. The coding region runs from base 403 to 1092 and encodes 229 amino acids. Gene Ontology annotation, biological process: Rho protein signal transduction. Gene Ontology annotation, cellular component: cell surface; plasma membrane. The transcript has 5 exons. Gene Ontology annotation, molecular function: nerve growth factor binding; coreceptor activity; death receptor activity. Lineage: Eukaryota; Metazoa; Chordata; Mammalia; Rodentia; Cricetidae.